GCUUCAGCCUCAUCUCAAGCUUGUUCUCUGCAACACCAGCCGUCCUGUACAGAACAACGACAUACCUUUGCUUCCUGUCUACUACUUCUGUAGCGAGACGAAUUCUGUUGUACAACCUAUAUCCUUUCUUACGCCAUACACCGGCUCCCCUCUUCGUCAUAUGGAUCACUAGUCCCCUGCUUCACUUGCAUCCCAACCAGUCCCCAACAUGCCAGAGUUCAACGUCUUUCGCAUCCUGGGCGAUGCCACCCACGCAACCUCCAAGCUCAUCCUGAUAUGGGCGAUACAUUCCAACCGCAGCGCCGAAGGCGUCUCGCUCCUCACCCAAAUCCUUUACAUCGUUGUCUUCGGUACCCGCUAUCUCGAUGUCUUCAAACCCCAUCUGACCGACUGGCACUCCAAGUGGAAUUUUGUCCUCAAGAUCGCAUACAUCACUACCUCUUGCUACAUCGUCUUCCUCAUGAUGCGCGUCUUUGCUCGAACGCGUGAGCGUGAGAAGGCGUGGAAGCUCGGCGGAUACUCCUUCAUCGGCUCCGCCGUAACAGCCCCUUUUAUCUACAUGAUAUUCAGUAAAUUCGCAAAGGGUCACGGUAUCCUUGAGAUCCUCUGGACAUUCUCCGAAGAGCUCGAAGCGUUCUGCAUACUCCCGCAGCUCGUUCUACUGCGUCAAACGACUGUGCCCACGGUGAUCGACUCUUUCUACCUCGUCACGCUCGGCUCUUACCGCGCGCUCUACAUCUUGAACUGGAUCAUGCGAUACGCAAAAGAAGGCGAUGUCAACCCGGUAUCCUGGAUCUUCGGCAUUAUUCAGGUCGCGUUCUACGUCGACUUUGCGUGGGUAUACUGGACGAGACAGAGGGUGAAGCUACGUGCUGGGGGAGUUGUGGACUCGGAAGAUUUGAGUAGGGGUUGGCUGAUUGGCAAGCUUGUGGGCAAUCGCAAGAGCGCAGACUUUGAUGAGGAUGAAGAGGCCCAAUCCGAUCCGGAGGCACAGACCGGGCCGCGACGCGCUGGACGCUGGGGUGCCAGAGGGAUCUCGAUCUCGGCGGAUGACGGUGUUCAUGAUGUGCAUAAAGAUGCGGAGAGACAGCCGCUCGCAGACCCAGAUGCUUUUGAGGACGAGAGCGACGGUGAAGCCGAACCAGCGACGAAACAGCAAGAUCCAGUACCCGAAGUUGGCAGUGGCGCUGAGUGGCGAGAAGGAGAUGGUAAAUAG
Molecule: messenger RNA, 1216 nt
Organism: Pseudovirgaria hyperparasitica
Lineage: Eukaryota; Fungi; Ascomycota; Dothideomycetes; Acrospermales; Acrospermaceae
Exons: 3
Coding region: 209-1216 (335 amino acids)
Biological process (GO): protein retention in ER lumen; endoplasmic reticulum to Golgi vesicle-mediated transport
Cellular component (GO): endoplasmic reticulum; membrane; cis-Golgi network
Molecular function (GO): ER lumen protein retrieval receptor activity
Source: RefSeq, a predicted model, not a curated record